Molecule: messenger RNA, 843 nt
Organism: Eriocheir sinensis (Chinese mitten crab)
Lineage: Eukaryota; Metazoa; Arthropoda; Malacostraca; Decapoda; Varunidae
Exons: 3
Coding region: 115-516 (133 amino acids)
Source: RefSeq, a predicted model, not a curated record
CCCAUUCCUCACACAAGGACACGCUGGACGCCGCCUGGAGUGUAUAUAAGGGCUCGCCUCUCCCUGGCUGCCACACAAGUCUUCCGGAGCUCCCUUGAAACACUCACAGCAACUAUGGCUCGUCUUCUGCUCCCGGUUAUGACUGUGGCUCUGGCCAUGGUGGCAGGCGCCAUGGCCAAGCAGGUGGGCUGUCCUUCAGGAUAUACCGAAGAUCAGAUUCCGACCCUCAGCCUUUCCAAAGCAAGCAAGUCUGAGUUAGAUGUAAUAAUUCAAGACCGAACUUUUGGGGACUUGGUGAACAAUUGCUUCUAUGGAAAGAACUGUGACCUAUGCGCCCAGAAUGACAAAGCUAGACAAAUCUUAGUGAUCUAUCCGUGGCUGGUCCGAGAAUGCAUCCAGAAGACUGGCGUCUGCAACAAGGAUCAGACAAAGAUGGCAGUAUACAUAGCCACAGAAGCCAGCAAGGUGUACCCCAAGGAGUACAAGGAAAUCCUCGCCCUCAUCAACGCUGCUUAAUAGGCACAUCACUACACAACCCGUCCCGCCACCUCUCAUGUUUCCCGCUAUAUAACUCCCAUCGGUGUUUGCCAGCAGCCACGGGACAGAUAAGAGGUGGUGUUAUGCUGGCGGCUUGUGGAGCGUAAUUGCGCCUGACAAAGCCUGAAUCACGUGGGGGCAGGCCACAACAAUAUAAUGUUUUAUGAAUCUGUUGCGGCCUUACCCAUUUUGGGGCAGGCCAUCAAGAUGGCUGUUCUGUGCAUAUAUAUGAAUAUAAGCUACUGUAUAUGAUUUGUUAUUACAAUUGUUCAACUGUUUACCUUACAAUACAGUAAAUUAACCAAU